AUGGCUUCUAUUGGCAUCAAUGCUGCAAUGCACAGAGCUUGCAGCUCCUCCCCUCACCUCACCACCAAAGAUGUAGGAACCACUUCCACCCGCUCCUUAGGAAGUAAGCAGGCAGCUACAUUCGUAUCUCUUAAUGUUGAAGCCCAAAAGCCUCUAAACCCACCUCAAGAACAAAACCAGAGCAAGAUUAAUGGAGUACUUGAGAAUGGUGAUGAUGCAACAGAAACUAAUUGUAGCAUCAAGUUCACUGACGAGCGAUGGAAACACGGGACUUGGGAUUUGAAUAUGUUCGUGAAAUCUGGAAAAAUUGAUUGGGAUGCUCUAAUUGUUGCUGAAGCUAGUAGGAGAAAGUCUCUUGAACUGCAUCCGGAAAUGGCAACAAAUGAAGACCCUGUGAUAUUUAGAAGCUCCAUUAUACCCUGGUGGGCUUGGAUCACACAUUCUCACCUUCCUGAGGCUGAGUUGUUAAAUGGUCGGGCGGCAAUGAUUGGGUUCUUUAUGGCUUAUCUUGUGGAUGUUUUGACUGGGCUCGAUGUGGUGGGACAAAGUGGUAAUUUCAUAUGCAAGAUAUGUUUAUUGGCGACAGUCAUUGGUGUAGUUCUGUUUAGACAGACCAAGUCUAUACAGGAUCUCAAGAAUCUAGCGGAUGAGGCUACUUUUUAUGAUAAACAGUGGCGAGCAUCAUGGCAAGAUCGAGAUUUGAGUGGUAGCUCUUUAGGGAAAAAAUGA
Messenger RNA from Lactuca saligna, 729 nucleotides. NCBI's taxonomy places the organism in Eukaryota, Viridiplantae, Streptophyta, Magnoliopsida, Asterales, Asteraceae. The record is from the annotation of a GenBank genome assembly.